GGAUGCCAUUGGAUUCCACUUCAUCAUUCCCGAUAUCGUAAUACUUGCGUAUCUUGCUACAAGAACCACGAGUACACAUCGAAUUAUGAUUCGGAUUUCGUGUUCUUACUGCCAGCUAUCUUGGCGGUCCCUCGACGUGCUUUCCAUUAACAUGGUAGAAAUCGCUCUCGAGUGAAGUCUUCUCAAAGCUAUACGGCAAUUUCGUUUGAACAAAAAGAAAGAAGCUAGCAAGGAAUUUCAAGAGUUAGCCACAGUUUUCACGUGAUAUUUAAGCAUUCGGAUAUGUCCAGGACUACUCGAGUAGGAUUACGCAGCAGGAAGGCUGGCUCCGUUGACGAUCUGUUGUCGUUCCAUCUAAACCCACAGCCCGCGGGAGAUGGAUUGAAGUUCAAUCUUCCAAUCACUUCAAGAGUGUUUCUAUAAAGGCAUAGUUGUCACACUUCGUGGAAUUUCAAAUGGAGUUGUGGGUACAGAUGAUGUUUAGUUCCAACUAUUGCAUAGCUACCGUCAUCAACUAGCCUAGAUAUCCCUAGUGUUUAGGGCGUUGAAGAAGAAUCGCUUUUACUUCAAGGUCAAUUCUUUUCAACAUCUCCAUCGUUCUAGAAGUUCUGUUGAUGUUCCAGUGUUCUGCAAAGGUCCGGGCGUUGGUCUUCAUCUGGAUUAAGAGCAAAAAUUACCAAAUUUUGAAACAUCUCACGAUUCGAAACAAGUCUUGAGACACAUAAGGGUUAACUUUAUCAUUGGAUGAUAUCGGUGAGGGACCAUGUUUCUGUCUCAUGCGAGGUUGGGAUAUUGUGUGGUUGGCUAAUGGCCACAACCUUACCGAUGCCCGUCUGUCAUUUUCUGCCCAUAACCAUGGAUGAUUAUGCUGCAAACCAUAAAACUAUCCUUUGAAAACUUCCAUACUUCUUCUAUUGACGGAUAAGACGAAACAACGGAUGUAAUUGUACUGAAAGGUGUUAGGCUCUUGGCGGUCGCAGCAUACCAGCUCGCAAUACGAUUAUCAAGCUUAUUUAUCAACCAACUGUGCCAUUACCUCGCAUCAUAUAUGCACCGCAAAAGGGAAUAUUUGCGACUGGUGAAAACUCGACAGCUUUCAAGUCAAAUUUCAUAUUUUUGGACAAUCUUGUCAUGGUCAACACGGGAAAACCAUCGAAAGGAUGCUACUUAUGUAGAGAGAGGCGGAUCAAGUGCGAUGAGGGUAAACCUUCAUGCAUGAGAUGUCAAAAGUCAAAACGAGAAUGUCCUGGCUAUCGCGAUGAGUUCGAGCUCAAACUUAGAGAUCAAACCAGAGCCACCAAGCGAAAAGCUUCAACUUCAUUCGAUAUCAAUGUUCCAACUUUCACCAUAGACUCAUAUAGCCACCAAUUCGGCCAAAGUAGAAACGACCGACCGACGAAAAGGAGGAUGAGUACCUCGGGCAAUGGAAUCAUUCACAGAACUAUGGAUUCCAUUAAGACUACAGCCACACACUCAUUCUAUGGAUCUUCGUACACUGAUUUUGAUUCAACGGAGCCAGCCAUGCCCAUAUCACCAGUCUCGGACAUCGAUAAUGAGCUGCUCAGAUCACCCAAAACAGUUAUUCCUCGCCAUUUCUCGCCCCCAAUCGAUCAGCAAGCCACCUGCUUCUUCUUGUCUAAUUUUGUUCUUCUUCCACGAGGGCCCACGGCCAAAGGGAAUUUAGAUUUCCUCAUACCACUCGUAUGUGCCAGCUCAAGAGAAACGUCACUUGUGCUUGCUUUAAAUGCUGUCGCCCUCGUGGCUCUCGCAAAUCAACCAAAUUCUAGAAAGCUCCUACCUCUGGCCGACAGUCAGUAUGUGACGGCUUUGAAUCAAGUCAACAACGAUCUGCAAGAUGCAAGUAAAGCAAAGGAAAAUGCAACAUUAGCAGCGGUGUUCUUAUUGUCUUUCUAUGAGCAAAUAAGCUCUCAUCCCAUGUCUCUAAGUGGAUGGCAAUCUCAUAUUAAUGGAGCUGUCGCACUAGUGAAGGCUCGAGGCAAAAGCCAGCUCGAUACAAAGAUCGGGCGCUCUUUAUUUGACGCAGUCAGAACGCAUAUGACUGUCGAGUGUAUUAGCCGUUCGAAGGAUGUCAAGGAAGGCAUUGAUUGGUGGACAUCUUUUGCCUCAGAGGAUAAAGUACAACAUGAAGUAUCAGUGCUCAACCUCAAGGUUGCAGACUUACGCGCAGAAACCCACAAGAUCUGCACUCUUGAAGGUCAUACCACAGACAAUAUCGAGAAGGUACUCAACCAUAUGAGGAAAGCAGAACAAAUCGAAAAAGAAUACGUCGCCUGGUAUGCCAAUCUUACUGAAGAAUGGACACCCAAACUGGCGGCUUGGAUUGAUGAUGUAGCGGAGAGAAACCUGGAAUCCACAGCUUGCUAUCCAGGAAGAGUUGAUGUUUACGGCGAGCUGUGGAUGGCCACUACACAUAAUAUUGUACGCGCUUCGAGAUUAUUCAUUCUGACUACUAUUUUACGAUGCACCGCAUGGAUCACUGCCGAGCUCGAUUACAAACUCACACCGGAAUAUGUGGAAGUUUCGCGACAAGCAAGUGUACUAAUAGAGGAUAUCGUAUCUAGCAUUCCAUUUUUCUUCGGCUGGAAAUCACCAGAUACCGAACUUCCCCUAUCCGAGAACUCAUAUUUCCCCUGUGGCAACGAUAGCAAAAUAAGCGGGAAGGGCGUAACGGGCGUAUGGGCUAUAUGGCCAGUGUUUGCAGCGGCAGCAUCUGAUUUCGCGACUAGUUCUCAACGAUUGUGGUUAAGAGGACGGCUGAAAUACAUUGCGGAACAUUUGGGAAUUCGUCAAGCAGAGAUGUUACUUCAGUUGCCAACUCGCUAUCCCUCAACCUUCAUAUAUAGAGAUAAGGUCAAAAUUGAAGACCUGAAGAGGAGCAAGAUGGCUAGUAUGGUUGGAGGAUAUUAUCCAUCGAUCUGCGAAACUCCUGUAACAAGUGCAUAAUUUUGGAUUUCCUUUGUAUCAACAAUUGUACACUACUAUUUCUUUCUCUGUUAUUUAUUAUACCAUUUAUCAUAACUUUACAAUAUAAUUUUCUUUA
Molecule: messenger RNA, 3061 nt
Organism: Botrytis cinerea B05.10
Lineage: Eukaryota; Fungi; Ascomycota; Leotiomycetes; Helotiales; Sclerotiniaceae
Gene: Bcztf2
Product: Bcztf2
Exons: 6
Coding region: 1132-2964 (610 amino acids)
Biological process (GO): regulation of DNA-templated transcription
Molecular function (GO): zinc ion binding; DNA-binding transcription factor activity, RNA polymerase II-specific
Source: RefSeq, a predicted model, not a curated record